Molecule: messenger RNA, 1368 nt
Organism: Eremothecium gossypii ATCC 10895
Lineage: Eukaryota; Fungi; Ascomycota; Saccharomycetes; Saccharomycetales; Saccharomycetaceae
Product: cation diffusion facilitator family transporter
Exons: 1
Coding region: 1-1368 (455 amino acids)
Biological process (GO): monoatomic cation transport; transmembrane transport
Cellular component (GO): membrane
Molecular function (GO): monoatomic cation transmembrane transporter activity
Source: RefSeq, marked provisional
AUGAUCAAAUUAAAGAUUCCUGGCCUUUUCCGGUUUGAAGUGGGGCCGGUGGUGCCGUGGGGAAGGGUGCGGGCGCUGCAUCUCUAUGCCGCGCGCCUACAAGUCCGGAAGGCCGGGUCCGGGGACCGUCGCGGCGAGGCAGAGAAGGCGCUCGAUAAACUGGAGGAGUUCCAGGCGGCCAAGGAGGGGUGUGCGGGCCACAGCCAUGUGCACGCGGACGGGGGACACACGCACGGACACGGGGGGGUGUCGGCGGCACGGCUGGCGGGGCUGGGCGGACACACACACACGCACGGCGGCAACCCACUGCUCUUGCUCGACCGGGAGGCGAUCCGGCGCAACGCAGGGGUGAAGAUCACAUGGAUCGGGCUGCUGAUGAACGUGGGACUGGCAACGGGCAAGUUUGUGGGCGGGGUGGUGUUCCAUUCGCAGGCGCUGAUCGCAGACGCGGUACAUGCGCUCAGCGACCUGGUGUCGGACUUCCUAACGCUGUUCUCGGUGUCGCUGGCGUCGCGGCAGCCAACGCAGGAGUUCCCGUACGGGUACGGCAAGGUCGAGACGGUGGGCUCGCUUGCGGUAUCCUCGAUUCUCGCAAUGGCGGGACUAUCCAUCGGGUGGGGCUCGCUGUGCUCCAUACUGGGGCCGCUGGUGCCACACGCGCUGUUGGAGCUAGCGGCCACGCAUGCGCAUGUGCACGCACACGCGCACGACCUGACGAACAUCAACGCGGCGUGGAUCGCCGGCGGCUCGAUCGUGCUCAAGGAGUGGAUUUUCCGUGCUACGAGGAAGGUGGCCCAGGAGACCCAGUCGAACGUGCUGAUGGCGAACGCGUGGCAUCACCGCAUCGACUCGCUGACGUCGCUCGUCGCCCUGGUGACCAUCUCGUCGGGGUACCUGCUCAGCAUUCAGUCGCUGGACGCGUUCGGCGGCCUGCUCGUCUCGGGGCUUGUCGUCAAGACGGGCUACGCCGGUAUGAAACAGGCGGCCAGCGAGCUGGUCGAUCGCUGUCUGCCGCCGACCGACACGCGCUAUGUGGACAUUCACGCAUUGACCACCCGCACCUUGGAGCAGAUGAUUUCCAACAACAACGCGAAGCGCAAGUACGCCCUGCACGACCUCACGGUGCUCGCCUCCGGGCCAAACACGCACGCGCACCUUGUGCUCGAGGUUCCCCGCCAGCGCUGGGAUAACGUCCUGUCCAUCGAGGAGUUCGAGCUUGUCACCGAGCACCUGCGCUCCGUGCUCUCCCAGCAAGUUCCCCACCUCAGGAAGGUACACAUCGAAUUCUUCGGGGAGCGGCCUACUCAGCCUGCUCCGGAGGCGCACUCGCAUGCAGACUCUCCCCACAACCACACUCACGAGCACUGA